CUGAUAUGCUAUCAGAUACUGAUCAAAGAGUUAUCCUUAUUUUGGGAAAAACAUUUUUUGAAGGAUGUGGAGUGGAGGAGAAGGGUUUUGCUCAUGGAAAAUAUUAUCCAGAGGAAGAACCCGUUAGUGGUCCAUCGAGUGCUCCAUCAAGUAUAGUGGAUGCUCGGUUCAAUGGUAGUUUAUACAAUAGUGAAUACACACAGCCCGGACCCUCAAAUAUUUCUAUGCAGAUUCCUACAGAAAAUAAAGCAUUAGAAGAACAAACCAACAAGCCACGACCACAAAAAAGGAGUAUUUCACAACAGCUUCAUGUAGUCGAUCAUGAUUAUUUAGUCACACCAAGAACUAAAAGGCAAAAGGUUACUCCCACAAAUGAAAUCUAUUAUCAAGAGACAAUAAAUCUAUUAAAAAGUAUCGACAGUCAUUUAGAAACCCUAAAUCAUACCCUAAAUGAAAAAUUAGGCGAUAUAACAGAGGCCAUCAGACAGAGACACUCUUAAAGGAACUUUCACUUUUUAGGGAUGAUAUUCGACCUAACUUUACUCUUCUGACUUUAGUUUUAGGUAUUUUUAGAAUUUUUCUUUUUCUAGUUGUAGUGACAAUGACAUCUUGUGUUCCUUUCUUAAUAAAAGCAAACUAUUACUGGUUAUUUUUUUAGCUUUAGAAUAUUUUUUUUAUUUAGAAUGUUGUUUUUGUUUUUACGUUUCUAGCCGCAAUAACAUGUGUUCCUAUAGAGUUAAGGUAAAGUAUUAAUGUGUAUUUUUUCUGCUACAGAAUAUAAAUAAAUCAUAUUUGUUUUUGUA
Messenger RNA from Anthonomus grandis grandis, 803 nucleotides. RefSeq lists its product as uncharacterized. The record is from RefSeq and is a predicted model, not a curated record. NCBI's taxonomy places the organism in Eukaryota, Metazoa, Arthropoda, Insecta, Coleoptera, Curculionidae. The transcript has 3 exons. Bases 6 to 500 code for a protein of 164 amino acids.